Drosophila innubila is the source of this 1243-nucleotide messenger RNA. RefSeq names its product SURF1-like protein (gene Surf1). The record is from RefSeq and is a predicted model, not a curated record. Gene Ontology annotation, cellular component: membrane; mitochondrion. Bases 74 to 988 code for a protein of 304 amino acids. Gene Ontology annotation, biological process: mitochondrial respiratory chain complex IV assembly. NCBI's taxonomy places the organism in Eukaryota, Metazoa, Arthropoda, Insecta, Diptera, Drosophilidae. The transcript is spliced from 4 exons.
UGCCAACAGCUGCUUAAAAUCGUUACCGCCGGCGUAAAAGUUUAUAUAAAUUUAUUAAAAACAAUCUACAAUAAUGAUGCGUAUAAAUGCUCAAAUGUGGAAGCAAAUCUGUACACUGCAACGCUUGCCGGCUGGUGCAAGUAAAAGUCGCAGCAUCUCGCUGCAGUUUAGAAGAAAGAUGACACAACAGACGCAACAACAGCCAACAAAAAUUGACUUUACAACGAGCAUUCCGAUUGGCGCCAAGGACAAGGACAAAAUCACGACUCUGGGUUGGUUUCUACUUCUGAUACCCGCCACAACAUUUGGCUUGGGUUGUUGGCAAGUGAAGCGGAAAAUCUGGAAGGAGCAGCUAAUUAAGGAUUUACAUAAGCAACUCCAUACGGCACCUGUGGAGCUACCUGAAGAUUUAAGCCUGUUGGCUGAGAUGGAAUACCGUUUGGUCAAGUUGCGCGGUCAUUUUCUGCACGAGAAGGAAAUGCGAAUGGGACCACGAUCUCUCAUACGACCCGAUGGCGUGGAGACCCAAGGUGGACUCUUCUCCCAGCGUGAUUCGGGCAAUGGCUAUCUCAUUGUCACACCAUUCAAGCUAGCUGACAGAGAUGACAUUGUGCUUGUAAAUCGCGGCUGGGUCUCGCGAAAGCACGUUGAUCCGGAGACACGGGUCCAAGGUCAGCUUAAGAAGGAGGUGGAGCUGACCGCCGUUGUACGCAAAGGCGAGAACCGUCCGCAGUUUACACCGGAUCACAAAGAUGGCCAGGUGUAUCUGUAUCGCGAUUUGCCAAGGAUGUGUGCAGAUACAAAUGCAGCUGCCGUCUUUCUCGAUGCUGUCUACGAUCCAAAGGUUGACCCAAAUAGUCCAAUAGGUGGACAGACGCGGGUUACACUGCACAACGAUCAUCUGUCGUAUUUGAUUACCUGGUUCAGUUUGUCGGCAGCAACUUCAUACCUUUGGUAUCGACAGAUUGUUAGGAGAAUACCAUUUUAAAAUUCGAUUCACAAUUUUUGAAUGAUUGUUGUUUUUAUUUUAUAAAAAUUUACAUGUUUGUGUAAAUGUUUGUUUAAUUAUUGUAUUAUCGUACAAUCCUACAGAUAUGGAAAUUCUGUAGCGAUCUAAUUGCGGGUCUCCGUUUGCAACGGCAAUGUUAAUAUUUAUGUUAUAUUGCAACUGGAACGACAUUUGGUUGUAGGAAUAGAAAUAGGAAUACUUAGGCGUAUCUAGCGAAAUACAAAUACUCGUACU